Molecule: messenger RNA, 1277 nt
Organism: Phialemonium atrogriseum
Lineage: Eukaryota; Fungi; Ascomycota; Sordariomycetes; Cephalothecales; Cephalothecaceae
Product: putative galactose-1-phosphate uridylyltransferase protein
Exons: 2
Coding region: 338-1117 (259 amino acids)
Biological process (GO): beta-D-galactose catabolic process via UDP-galactose, Leloir pathway
Cellular component (GO): cytoplasm
Molecular function (GO): zinc ion binding; UDP-glucose:hexose-1-phosphate uridylyltransferase activity
Source: RefSeq, a predicted model, not a curated record
AGGCCAGCAGGAAGCUCCUUCCAAGAACCAAUUGCCCGAAUAUGAUCCCAAGGCGCGUACACCAAGAUAGUUAGUUGAUGACGAAGAGGCAGCCCUGACAGAUGAGCAGUGCUAUCUCUGCCCGGGCAACCAGCGAGCGCAGGGGGAUUCGAAUCCGCAAUACGAGAACACGUUUGUCUUCGUCAACGACUACAGCGCAGUCAAGGAACAACAGCGGGAAUACAAGCCAGAGGGCUCGGGGGAUGACAUUGCAUCACUUCUCCUCCAGGCGCAGGCCGUCACCGGCCAAUGCUAUGUGCUGACCUUCUCGGCGAAGCACCACCUCACCCUAGCCGACAUGGCCGCGCAAGAUAUCCUGCCCGUCAUCCAGACUUGGACUCGGAUCUUCGCUUCUCACAUGUCACCAUCGCACCCGCUGGCCGCCCAGGCUACCGAAGUUUUGAGGACACUACCCUCUUCGCAAGAAGACGAGGUCCCCCGGCCUGUGAACCAACUGCGGUACAUGCAGAUUUUCGAGAACAAGGGCGCCGCGAUGGGGUGCUCGAAUCCUCACCCCCACUGCCAGAUUUGGACGACGUCCGCCAUGCCCGAGGAGCCUGGUAAGGAGCUGGCGCAACUGGGCAAGUAUCGCGCGGACCACGGUGGGAGGCAUCUGCUUGCGGACUACGUCAAGCUGGAGAUUGAGAAGAAGGAGCGGAUUGUCUGGCAGAACGACGCCUUUCUGGUCGUCUGUCCGUGGUGGGCUGUCUGGCCAUUCGAGGUCCUGAUAAUCGCGAAGCGCCAUGUCCGCGCCUUGGUUGAUCUAAGCGAUCAGGAGAGGCUGCAGUUUGCCGAGGCUAUCCAGGAGGUCACGAGGCGGUAUGACAACCUGUUCAAGACCAAUUUCCCGUACAGCUCUGGAAUUCAUCAGGCGCCAUUGGAGUGCACGGAGGAGGAAGCCGAGACAAGCUACUUCCACAUGCACUUCUAUCCCCCGCUUCUUCGGUCCGCGACUGUUCGCAAGUUCCUCGUUGGCUACGAGCUUCUGGCCGAACCACAGCGAGACAUCACGCCGGAGCAGGCGGCUGCGAGGUUGAGGGAUUGUGGAGGCGAACUCUACCGCAAAUCGAUAGAGUGAGCGCAUGGCUGACCAAGAUGAUGGAACGCAUGCUGCGACACCUCGAAUUGGUUAGCUUGGCAAUGUACAAAUGUACAUUUCCCAUUUUUACGUUGCUCUCGAUCUAGCUCUGAUAAUUAUCUCCAAUAUGACUAUUUUGGCCGGCGGAGUCGACCCCCUC